Acanthoscelides obtectus is the source of this 512-nucleotide messenger RNA. NCBI's taxonomy places the organism in Eukaryota, Metazoa, Arthropoda, Insecta, Coleoptera, Chrysomelidae. The record is from the annotation of a GenBank genome assembly.
AUGAUAGUGUUAUGUUCCUUGAACCACAAUAUAAAAUGGGUACCGAGGUUGAGUGGCAGCUUUAGUCCAAUAGAAAUUGGAACUCAUGAUGAAAGUUAUCAAUAUAAUAAAAUCUGUUCUUGGCAUCGGGCUAUACUAUACCACCGUUCGUUUCAAUGGAACCACCGCAAAUUCGACACUCGCUCGUACAAGCAAAGCGAGUUCUAUUGAAUUGGCCAACAAUACCUUGCCAAUCAAUGGAAGCUCGAAUGCUGGCGAUGCCGCCGGGGCUGGCGCGGGAAAUGCCGUCUUACAGAUAAGUCUUUCCGCUAACCGCCACCCGGUGGAUAAUGGGAAAAAUGAGGUAAUCGCUGAACAGAGAAAGCCUGUAAAACUGACAAUGAAGCAGGGACUGAUAAUGAAUCAAGUCAUCUCCGCCUACGCCCUUUCGAAUGUACAGAAUGCCCUGUGUGCAGAGCACGUCGAGGAAUUUAAGAUUGGAUUGAGAGCGUUCGAACCCUGGGCGUUACAAA